GUCAUCAACAUCAUAAGCGCUAUGUAUCACCUGAGGGUGCCGGUGUUUCUCCUCACGGCGCUUGUAUUGCUCCGCUGCAUCGCCACCGCUCCGACCCACAGGUACUUCAGUCCCAGCUCCUCCUCCGAUGACGAACAGGAGAGAGCCCUUCCAGACAACGAGAGCUGGUCACUGCCUGAGCUGAUCUCCGACCGGUUUCUUGGCCUCAUUGGUGUCAGGCCACAGAGGGGGCUCUCAGCAGCAAAUAGUCAUCACUUACAGAAGAGAAAAUGCAACACGGCCACCUGUGUGACCCAGAGGUUAGCAGACUUUCUGGUCCGGUCCAGUAACACAAUCGGAGCGGUCUACGUCCCGACUAACGUGGGAUCCAGCACCUACGGCAAGAGGGACCUGCAGCAGCCCCCCAGCUACCUUCCCUUCUGAUACAAACUGGGAAAGUAGCACAGUAUGCCUAGAGAUAAAAUGAUCUUACGUAACAAUGAAUGUGAAAUGAUGACUCUGAUGAUAAAUUACAACAUAAGAAUAUUUUUAUCAUUAUUUUAUAUACAUCAAAAAACAGUGCCUUUGAUUUAAGCCAUCUGAAUUGAUGUAUUUUCUCUUCCAGCUUUGUGAACAUUGUAAAUCAUCUCCCACAUGCAGCACUAAUGAAAUGGAAAAAAAAAAAAGGUACACAGAAAUAAAGUAAAUACAAAAUAUUCAAGGACACAGAGGAAAUGAAAAUCCCUUUAAUAUAAAUCAGCUGUGAUUUUUUUUUAUA
Molecule: messenger RNA, 757 nt
Organism: Cyprinodon tularosa
Lineage: Eukaryota; Metazoa; Chordata; Actinopteri; Cyprinodontiformes; Cyprinodontidae
Product: calcitonin gene-related peptide 2
Exons: 3
Coding region: 22-423 (133 amino acids)
Cellular component (GO): extracellular region
Molecular function (GO): hormone activity
Source: RefSeq, a predicted model, not a curated record